Lycium ferocissimum is the source of this 781-nucleotide messenger RNA. Its product is annotated as PRA1 family protein D-like. The record is from RefSeq and is a predicted model, not a curated record. NCBI's taxonomy places the organism in Eukaryota, Viridiplantae, Streptophyta, Magnoliopsida, Solanales, Solanaceae. Gene Ontology annotation, biological process: vesicle-mediated transport. The transcript has a single exon. Gene Ontology annotation, cellular component: Golgi apparatus; endoplasmic reticulum. Bases 130 to 639 code for a protein of 169 amino acids.
UCAAUAUUUCAAGCAAUAGAAAACCAUAAAUCCUUGGUUCCGCCUGUAGUAUAACUUCACCUUUCCUCAUUUACCGAAUCACAUCCGAAUACCCGACCCGACCCGACCCGAAAAAAAUCAAACUUUCCGAUGUCAUCUCCACCACCGGACACCGUCACAACCACCGCCGUCACCGUCAAACCAUGGCCGUCAUUCAUCGAUACCGCCGCCCUAAGCAUCCCAAUCUCAUUCUCCGAUGCAACUUAUCGUAUCAACAAAAACCUCCGUUACUUCGCCGGUAAUUACGCACUAAUCACCCUCAUAAUCCUCUUAAUCUCCUUAAUUACCCGUCCAAUUUCACUCGUGUUAUUCCUAAUCAUCUUUACCGGUUGGAUUUACCUCUACUUCUCACGUAAUAACGAGCCGUUGGAGCUGUUUGGUUACGAUAUUGAUGAUAAGUUCGUGUUAGGGUUUUUGAGUUUGGUUACGUUUGUUGCGUUGUUCGUUGCUAAGAUUUGGAUGAAUAUUGUUGUUUCGAUUGGAUUUGGAGUUGUGAUUUUGUGUGUUCAUGGUGCACUUAGGGCUCCUGAAGAUCAAGAGGAUUCGCCUUAUGGUUCGUUGUUAUCGGAUAGUCCACGAGGGGAUUAUACUAUUGUUUGAAUUUUCAUGAUUGAUGUAGGUAAUCUUAACUUCAUUUGAGUUGGUUAAUGUAACUAGUAUUGUUGAAUUGAUGAAAUUGGAUUUGGUGAAAUCUUCGAAAUGGAGAGAUUUGAAAAUGUGAAAAAUUGCGGAUUUUAUCUUC